Messenger RNA from Suhomyces tanzawaensis NRRL Y-17324, 1842 nucleotides. It is a transcript of the gene MSC7, whose product is annotated as meiotic recombination directing protein. Gene Ontology annotation, molecular function: aldehyde dehydrogenase (NAD+) activity. Bases 1 to 1842 code for a protein of 613 amino acids. Lineage: Eukaryota; Fungi; Ascomycota; Pichiomycetes; Serinales; Debaryomycetaceae. The transcript has a single exon. The record is from RefSeq and is a predicted model, not a curated record.
AUGAUUGAUAUCGACCUUAAGUUUCAUCAAUGGCAAUGGCAGUACCAGAUUUCCACCACAUUCUUCGUGUGUGUGAUUGUACCCAGCUUGUACUACAUCUACUCGAAGUACAUCACUAACCUGCCCAACAAAUACAACAAGCUUGAGGAACCCAUUAAGCUCAUGAUCCCCAUACCACCAGAGGCCAAGAAGAAUUGGAAGGGGCGCAGGUUGUAUCCCUUGUCCAUACGUUCCACUGAUCCCACCCAAAUCCAGAGCUUCUGUCCAGCUACUGGACAGUAUUUGGGAACCUUCCAUGCUCAAACUAAGGACGAAAUGAACGAGACCAUCCAAAAAGCAAAAGAAGCCCAAAAGCAAUGGGCCAAAUCCUCAUUCAUUGUUAGAAGAAAAUUGUUAAAGACAUUGAAUCGGUUCAUACUUGACAACCAGGAAGAUAUCACUAGAAUCGCAUGUCGUGACAGUGGAAAGACCAAGUUGGAUGCAAUGAUGGGUGAAAUAUUUGUUACCUUGGAGAAAAUCAACUGGAUAAUCAACCACGGAGAACAGACCCUUAGGCCUUCUAAGAGGUAUGGUCCUUCGAAUCUUUUGUUAGGAAUGAUGAAAAAUGCAGAAGUGAGAUACGAGCCAUUGGGGGUGGUUGCUGCGUUGGUAUCUUGGAAUUACCCAUUUCACAACUUGAUUGGACCAAUUUUGGCGGCUUUGUUCACCGGGAACUCAAUUGUGGUAAAGUGUUCUGAGCAGGUGAUCUGGUCUUCGAAAUGGUUUGUCGAUAUGAUUAAAACUGUUCUUAAACUGUUGGAUCUCAACGAGGAUUUGGUUCAAUUGGUAGUAUGUUUUCCAGAAGAUGCAGACUAUUUCACAAGUCACCCUGAUUUGUCUCACAUUACUUUCAUUGGAUCCAAACCUAUUGCUCAUAAAGUAUUGGAGAGUGCGUCUAAAGAAUUAAUUCCAUGCGUCGUUGAAUUAGGAGGCAAAGACGCAUUUAUCGUGUUGGAUGACGUGAAGAACUUGAACGAUUUGUCGUCGAUUAUUAUGAGAGGGACAUAUCAAUCUUCAGGUCAAAAUUGUAUUGGUAUUGAAAGAGUUAUCUGUUUGCCUAAAUCGUAUGAAAAACUAGUUGAGAUUUUGUCAGAGAGGGUGAAGACAUUAAGGUUGGGAUCUGAUAUAGAUCAGCUAGAUGAGAUUGAUAUGGGAGCGAUGAUUUCCAACAAUAGGUUUGAAAGAUUGCAAGAAUUGGUAGACGACGCGGUCAAGAAUGGUGCCCGGUUACUUCACGGUGGUAAGCCUUACCAACAUCCAAAUUACCCUCAAGGUAGCUACUUUGAACCAACUUUGUUGGUAGAUGUUACCCCUCAGAUGCAGAUUUUUCACGAAGAAGUCUUUGGACCUAUUCUUACCAUGAUUAAGGCCACAGACAUCGAUGAUGCUGUGGAGCUCGCAAAUGGUUGCGAGUUUGGGUUGGGGAAUUCAGUCUUUGGAGCAGAUUUCAGUGUCAUAAAUGACAUUGCCAACAGAUUGGAUAGUGGAAAUGUUGCCUUGAACGACUUUGCUACUUAUUAUGUGGCUCAAUUGCCAUUUGGUGGGGUCAAAAAGUCUGGUUAUGGAAAGUUUGGAGGAGAAGAAGGUUUGAUUGGAUUAUGUAAGGUCAAAUCAGUAGUGAUGGAUAAGCCGUUGUUGAGAUUACUCGGAGUGGCAACUAGCAUACCGCCGGUAUUGGACUAUCCAAUCAAGGACGAUAAGAAGGCAUGGGGAUUCAUCACCAGCUUGAAUAUAGUUGGGUAUGAUUUCAGAAUUUGGAAUGUCAUCAAGGGCUUCAAAAAGUUGGCCAGGGGUGGCCGGUGA